CGCCAUCUUGUAUUUUAGAGUAAUUUUACUUUCUUUUUGUUAGUGUACUUCGUAAAUUACUCAUUUAUUAGUGUCUAUAUUUAAAUUACCUGGAUAUAUUACAAAUGACAUUUUAACUGGUAACGAUUUUCUAAUAAUACACGACGUAAUAAAAGCACAUUUAUCCAUAGAUUAUCAGUAAGGAAGUAGGCAUAAACAGUGCUGCGGAAAAUCACGUAAACAAAUUAUGACUGGAACAUACCGGUGUGUUCCUUUUGUAUCACAGAAAUAAUAACAUUACAGCAGAAAUGACUGAGGAAGUACUGGAUCAGUUCGGAAUGAACGAAUCUAAUAUAAAAUAUAUAAUACAAAAACUCAAAAGUUUAUGUCAAAAUACCCAAUUCUGUGGUAUUUGCCUCGCGAAUGAUGAAAAUCUGUGGACUAUAGAUACAGAAUUUGAUAUAGUCAUGAAUAAUAAUUCGCAUAAAAAACUAAUUAAGGAUAUCGUGUACUAUGUUUUUAAAGGAGAUGCUAAAAAUAUCUUAGCAAGUCCUUUCAUUUGCAGUCACUGCUCACAAAAUGUAAUACAAUGCUAUCUAUUCAUUUACAAUACUAUAAAAUCAUCUGAAAUACUUAAUAAAUAUAUCGAAGACUUGUCUAUAAAGAUUACAGAUUUAAAUAAUCAAUUAACAUCUGAUGGAGAGUGUGAAAAUUCAAAUGUUCUAAUAGUAUUACAAGAAAAUGAAGAUAUAGAUAAAUAUGUAGAUAUAAGAGCUGUAACUGAAGUUGUUGCAAUAGAAUCUUCGUCUAAUAAUAUAGAAAAUGCUGAAACAAAUACAAUAUAUGAAAAUAACAAAAAAUCAGAUGCAAUCAAGGUAAAUAUAAUACAAGAAAUAAAAUUAGGUUCACAAUUGAAGAAAAGAAAACUAAAGAGAUUGAAAAACAGAAUUUACAAAUGCAUGAAAUGUAAAAGAGUCAUAUCUACUACAAAGAAGUGGUUGCAACACGAGAGGGUGUGCCAAAUUUCAAGAAGAACGGAAAAAAUACAACCGUUGCAAUGCAAAAUAUGUUAUGAAGUAUUAAAGACAAAAAGACUUCUAUCGUUGCAUUACAAGAUACACAAUAAAGCCAGAUGUAGACUCUGUUUUAACAUUAUGCCAGAAGAAAAUUUUCUGGAGCAUUUAAAACUGAACCACGAAGAUGAUAUAUAUGAAUGCGAAGUCUGCGAUCGCAUAUUAUAUUCAUCUUUAGCUCUAGAAACGCAUAUGAAGAAAAAACAUGGCGAUCCACAAUGUAUCAUGUGUUUAAAACAUUUUAAAGAAGCAGACUUAAAGGUUCACAAGUGUAAAUAUGGAUGUUUAGACUGCAGAGAGGUGCCGUGUAUGCAUUAUAAAUAUUUAGUCUCCUAUAGAGAACAAAUGAUGAACGAAGCUACUAAAAUUAUGUGUUUAGAUUGUGACUACAUAUGUCCAAAAAGAGAAGCGUUGCUUGGACAUGUGAAUCGUGAACAUUUAGAUCACCAUCCCUUCACAUGUGCGCAUUGUUCUCAGCAAUUUUAUUCGAAAGUUACAUUAAGGAAUCACUUAAAUCGCUUCCAUAGAGAAAACUUUAUGUGCCAGUUUUGCGAUUUGGACUUUAAAAUUAAGGCCACGUUUGACGAACACGUUGAAAUCUGCAAAUGGAUCAAACGGCAAUACAAAUGCGAUGUAUGCACAUCCUCGUUUCACACUGAAGAGCAAUUGUCGAAUCACAAAAAUACUAAACACGCUGUAGGUGUAUAUCCUUGCAAUUUAUGUAAUAAACAAUUUUACACAAUACUAAAAUUAAAAGAACACAUGUUCAGAAUACACAAUGGUAUACAGUUGAAAAGAAGAAGAACCAAUUUGGAGUGUCCGAUGUGUGGAAUUAAGUUUGAUGCUAAAAAGGAAUUGAUGCAUCAUAUAGCAACCCACGGACCUGACGCUAGAUUCCCUUGUAAAAUUUGCAACGUUGAUUUUGACGAUAUAAAAAAACUACACGCACACAGCCGCAUGCAUUGCGAUGACGUCAUCAAAUGUACUGAUUGUAACAAGCAUAUAACAACAGCAUUUUUUCCACAACACAUGAUUUAUUGUAAUGUAAAUAAGAACACUGAUAGUCAAUACGAAUGUGAGACUUGCGGUAAAACGUUGCAAACAGAAUCAAUGUUAAAAUUGCAUAGACAAGCUCAUUUAGAGCCCGUAGAGUGUCCAAUCUGUAGAAAAUUAAUAAAACCAAUUUAUUUAAAGAGACAUUUAAAGUACACGCAUACACAGAAGAGAGUGAAACCGAAAAAGAACCUAAAGGUAGUGAAAUGCGAUUGGUGCGGACAUAUGGUAACUAGGAAAGGGGAGCUGGAGUCGCACGUUAACAGGUUCCAUUUGAAAAUAAAGCCUUACGAGUGUAACAUGUGUAAGAAGACAUUCUGUGGGAAGGAACGACUGAAAGAGCACAUCCAGACUCAUUCCACACAAAACACGAGAUACUGCACCAUCUGUGGGAAGAAAUACGCGAACAGCGUGUGUUUGAAGAUGCAUCAACGUAUACAUUCAGGUGUUACGCCGUAUGAAUGUGAUGUAUGCGGAGAGAAAUUCAGAUCAUCAAGUAUAAUGAAUACGCAUAAAAUAAAGAAACAUACAGAAAAAACUAUACGUUGUCCAUUGUGUGACACAAUGUUUUAUUUGGCUAGGGAGAUGAGGAAUCAUUUUAAGAAAGUUCAUUGGAAGAAUAAGGAUAAGAAAUUUGAUCCGCGUGAUGUGAAAGAGCUGGGAAAGGAAUAUUAUUAUUUAUUCGAAGAUAAAAGGCAACCAAAAGUAGAUGAGAAUGAAUUGGUGCUGUAUUAA
This is a messenger RNA of Achroia grisella, 2840 nucleotides long. RefSeq names its product zinc finger protein 59-like. NCBI's taxonomy places the organism in Eukaryota, Metazoa, Arthropoda, Insecta, Lepidoptera, Pyralidae. The record is from RefSeq and is a predicted model, not a curated record. Gene Ontology annotation, molecular function: DNA-binding transcription factor activity, RNA polymerase II-specific; RNA polymerase II cis-regulatory region sequence-specific DNA binding. Gene Ontology annotation, biological process: regulation of DNA-templated transcription. The transcript is spliced from 3 exons. The coding region runs from base 288 to 2840 and encodes 850 amino acids.